Molecule: messenger RNA, 1752 nt
Organism: Hippocampus comes (tiger tail seahorse)
Lineage: Eukaryota; Metazoa; Chordata; Actinopteri; Syngnathiformes; Syngnathidae
Gene: tspan15
Product: tetraspanin 15
Exons: 8
Coding region: 86-982 (298 amino acids)
Cellular component (GO): plasma membrane
Source: RefSeq, a predicted model, not a curated record
UUGCAGGUGUACACAAAGACGACAAAGCGGAAGUGAGCGGAUCUCAACAAGGCAGGGCAGCGAGAGCCUGCAAGGAGCUACCACGAUGUCGAACAAUGACGAAACCCGCUAUUGUCACAGAUUCUCCUACUUGGUGCUCAAAUUUAUCCUCUUUUCCUACGCCAUCGCUUGGUGGCUGAUAGGCAGCAUGAUCCUGGCGAUAGGUAUAUAUGCUGAAGUGGAGAGGCAGCGCUACAAGACUCUGGAGGGGCUGUUUCUGGCCCCUGCUCUGAUCCUCAUCCUCCUGGGAAUUGUCAUGUUCAUCGUUUCUCUCAUUGGCGUGUUGGCAUCACUCAGGGAUAAUCUCGUUUUUCUCAAGGUGUUCAUGUACACACUGGUGGUGUGCCUCAUCCUGGAGUUGCUGGGAGGAAUUUUGGCACUCGUGUUCCGUAACCAGACAGUGGAUAUAUUAAACAAGAACAUACGAAGAGGCAUAGUUAACUACUACGAUGACUUGGACUUCAAAAACAUCAUGGACUCCGUUCAGACCAAGUUUAAAUGUUGCGGUGGGCAAGGGUUUCAAGACUGGUCGGUCAACAUGUACCACAACUGUUCUGCACGGGGUCCACUGUCCUGUGGAGUGCCUUAUACCUGCUGCAUCACGAAGUCACUUGAAGUAGCAAACACAUUGUGCGGCUACAAAGUAUUGGAACAAGAGCGCUUGGACCUGAUAGACACCAUCCACAUUAGAGGCUGCACCGACGCCUUCUUCAUUUGGCUCACGGACAACUACAAGAUUAUGGCAGGACUGCUUCUCGGGAUCCUGCUGCCUCAGUUCUUUGGCGUAGCAAUCAGCUGGUUGUACAUCACCCGGGUGGAAGACGCCAUCAGCGAGUAUGGUCACUACACGGACGGCCUCCUGGACUCCAACGCGCAAGGCAGGCACGUCAAAAGGCAGGGCCGAAUGGCCAAGUGGUUUAUGUGUAUGCCUGAGAUUGACUGAAGAGCAGUGAGCUGGCAGCUGAUGCUCAAUUGAAAACCCCCACUCAGGCAAGCAAUUUCAUCUCAGACUCAAAUCAAAUCAAGUCAACAGAACUGAUUUCCUCUCACCACUCAGGGACAAACACCAUAAAGUGGCACACUGAACGAAUCGAGACUUCUCCCUCUACCCGUAGAGCUCUUGAAGUACAGUGUUACUUCGCUUAUCAUUGCAACACCAAGCGGCACAUGCAAAAUUUCAUACUAUUUCAACAAAUAUGCAACGCCACAACGCCUCAGCCGCUCAUCUCAUCAGUUGAGCCGAGAUCUGAAAACACCCUGAGGAUCUCAGGGUCAUAAAGGGAAAAACAUUUUUUGUAUAUUACUAUUUAUUGCGUGAACUUGUAGGAAUGCUAAAUUGUUUUCCUUUGCACCCCCCCCCCCCCAUUGCACAUCCACACAGUGUUGUGUGUCCAUGUCUUGACUUGAUGCCCGCAGUUCUGGUUAUCUGUAAGUGACCAAGAUGAAGUAUAUUAGGGAUAAUAUUUGGGAAUAUUAAUAUACGAGACUGGGUUUUAAAAUUGUGCUCCUCUACCACUGAACCUGUGUGAUAAGUGAAAACAAAGCAGUGUGACUUUUAAAUGGGCUCUCUUUUAAAUCCGUGAAAGUACUUGGAUUAAAUUGCAAGGUUACAAUUGCAUUAACUGGAAGAGUGCUUCUCAAACUUUUUACAAUUACUUUUGGUCUCCAAGUACCACCAUCACCAUUAUUAUUGCAAGCUAAUUAAAUACAAUU